Molecule: messenger RNA, 1940 nt
Organism: Daucus carota subsp. sativus
Lineage: Eukaryota; Viridiplantae; Streptophyta; Magnoliopsida; Apiales; Apiaceae
Product: probable serine protease EDA2
Exons: 12
Coding region: 221-1672 (483 amino acids)
Biological process (GO): proteolysis
Cellular component (GO): vacuole
Molecular function (GO): serine-type exopeptidase activity; dipeptidyl-peptidase activity
Source: RefSeq, a predicted model, not a curated record
GUACUACAAACGAAGCCCACACGCGACAAACCCGUGACCCGCCCAUACUUUGUUGCCAAGUUAAGCAAGCAAGUUACAACAGGAUUGAUCAGAGUUCACAAAUCACAACUCAACGAUCUGGUCUGACUUUACAUGUAUAAAUACACGCCCCACUGAGUUGUAGUAGUUGAUUGUCUGAAACAAAUAAAUAUACAUACAAAUAAGUUAUAAGUAUCCUGUGAUGAAGCUGAAGGCAUGUAUGAGUUUAGUUUUGCUGUUUCUAGUAGCUUUGUGUUUCUUCACUAGUAUCAGUCAUGGAAUUUCAACCUCACGAUUCACUGACCGGCUUAUUAGCAACAGCAAUUAUCUCACCACUACGCCUCUCUGGCUCAAUCAGUCUCUUGAUCACUUCUCGCCCUAUGAUCAUCGUAUAUUUGCGCAACGGUAUUAUGAAUAUACCGACAACUUUCGGAUUCCAGAUGGGCCAAUCUUUUUACAAAUUUGUGGCGAAGCGGCAUGCAAUGGAAUAGUAAAUGAUUAUAUCAGUGUUUUGGCAAAGAAAUUUGGAGCUGCUGUGGUUUCUCUCGAGCAUCGCUACUAUGGGAAGAGUUCCCCAUUCAAAUCCUUUACAACAGAGAAUUUGAAAUAUCUUUCAUCAAACCAGGCACUUUUCGACUUGGCCGUUUUUCGUCAAUAUUAUCAGGAAAAUUUAAAUGUGAAGCUUAACAGAUCAGGCGUUGAGAAUCCUUGGUUUGUAUUUGGUACUUCAUACUCUGGAGCUCUUAGCGCAUGGUUUCGUCUGAAGUUUCCUCACCUGACAUGUGGAAGUCUUGCAAGUUCUGGAGUUGUCCUUGCUAUUUAUAACUACACUGAGUUUGAUCAACAGAUUGGUGAGUCUGCAGGCCCAGAGUGUAAAUCUGUGCUACAAGAAAUUACGACCCUUGUUGACCAAAGGCUUGCAUCAGAUGGAAAUUCUCUGAAGAAAUUGUUUAAUGCUGCUGAGUUGAAAAUUGAUGGUGAUUUUUUAUAUUUUCUAGCCGAUGCUGCAGCCAUAGCCUUUCAAUAUGGAAAUCCAGAUAGAUUAUGCUCCCCUCUUAUUGAAGCAAAGAAGGCUGGAGAGGAUUUAGUGAGUGCAUAUGCCAAGUAUGUUAAUGAGUACUAUGUCAAGAGUUUCGGUGUAAGCACCCAGAGUUACAACCAGAAAUAUCUGAUAGAAACUGGCAAUGAAGAUCGGUUAUGGUGGUUCCAAGUUUGUACUGAAGUCGCGUUUUUCCAGAUUGCCCCAGCAAAUGACAGUAUUCGCUCUUCAAAGGUUGAUACAAAAUACCAUCUGGAUCUUUGCAAAAAUGUGUUUGGAGAGGGGAUAUACCCUAAGGUGGAUGAAACAAAUUUGUAUUAUGGGGGAACAAAAAUUGCUGGUACAAAGAUAGUCUUUACAAAUGGAUCUCAAGAUCCAUGGAGGCAUGCGUCCAAGCAGACUUCAUCUCCAGAUAUGCCUUCCUACAUUAUAACUUGCCAAAAUUGCGGCCAUGGAAGCGACAUGCGAGGAUGCCCGCAAUCCCCAUUGCAACUUGAAGGAAAUGCAAAGAAUUGCAGUGCGCCUGAUGCCGUACACAAGGUCAGGCAACAGAUUGUAGAACAGAUGGACUUGUGGCUGUCUCAGUGCCAAGAUAAAGGCAAAAGUGCCAUUUAAACGCUUUGACCGACAGAAACCAUGCCAGUUUUCAAGAGCUGUAUAGUUCCCAAUCCAUAAAGAUUAUAGUCUGUAUAAUCAAAAUAAAACUAUCCACUAAGCAUAAGUUGUAAAGGUAUGCAUGACCGGUGCUUGUUCAGUAAGGAAUUUGUAAAGUUCUAUAAAGGGUUUCAAGAGCAAUACAUUUGUAUGAGCUUGAGUAUAAAAAUGAUCUGCUUGUUCAAAACUUCAAAAAUUUCGCAAUUGGCUUAAAAUUUAACCCUGGCAA